CCUCCCAGCUUUAAUCGGUUACUAAUCUUUCAAACACAGUUUUCCAAAAAUUUUGCCCAAUUAAUCGAUCCAGAGACAAAUAAUGUCUCAUCGACUCCACCUGCUGUUAUCUUAUCAGUAAUCGUAAAAAUGAGCACCUAGUGAAUCAGAUAGUGCACAUAUCUAGAGUAGAAAAGAACCAUUUUGAGGUACAUGUUAGUUUUCUGACUUUGCAGAAAGCGGCACUUGCCGAAAUGAAGACGUGUUUAAAGUGUGUGUUUGUGAUUUUUGUACUUAGUGUUCAGACUUUCGGUCAAGAAAUAAAUACUGAAGAUGUAGAAAUUAUUAAAGGACCCCCAGUGGAACAAAGGGCCCCGGAUCAACCCCCACCGACGAACGAAGGCGGACCGUUGACACCACAAGAUGAAAGAGAAAAUCCUGAAACCGAAAGUCCUGAAAGGAAAAUUAAUACCGACGAUGUUGAUCUGUUUAAACCACCCGAAGUAGUGUUGCGUUCAGAUUCUAAGGGAAAAUAUAUUGACUAUAAUAGCGCCGAAUAUGAUCCUAUGACAUCUGACUACGCUCCACCCGAAAACAGUCAAAGAGGUCGAGCAGGAGAAGCUUAUGUCAUAACGGAACAACGUCUACAAGACAUCAGGAAGCAUUUUAUGUACCCCUACUAUGACAAAGGCGGUAAUGCUGACAACGAAGGCGAUUAUCAAAAAGCUAUCCAAACAUCGACACCUCAAGUGCACAAAAAUUUGAACUUCCAGUUGCCAUUCUUUGGAUUUAGAUAUAAUUACACUAGAGUCUCUCUAAACGGCUACUUGGAAUUCAGCGAUCCUCCACAAAACUAUGAAACUUACCCACUUGUAUUUCCCGUCAAAGACUGGCCCAAAAAGAACGACCCUGCUUUCAUUGGAAUCUUCUACAGCAAGUGUAGGAUCGGUAACGUAAGAGUGGAAGAUGUAGAUCAACGAAAACCUGGAGUAUAUUUCCGCUUGGAGAGAGAUCUGAGGGAAAGAAAUGACAGAAUGGGGGUGGAAAUUCGAGAGAGAGUGAAAUGGGAUAUUAGAGAAGGUGUCAUCGGGGCACAAACUUUUGAUCCAAAACACGCCAUUAUUGUAACGUGGAAAAACGUCUCUUUUGCUGGGGGUUUUGCUAAUGCGCUAUAUAGGACCAACACUUUCCAAUUGGUACUUGCGACUGAUGAAGUGUACACUUACGCUAUGUUUAAUUACUUGAAUCUUGAUUGGACCAGUCACACUGAAGCCGGUGGUGAUACUAUUAACGGCGAAGGUGGUAUUCCAGCUUACGUUGGGUUCAACGCAGGAAAUGGUACCAGAUCGUAUCAAUACAAACCCUACAGUCAAAACUCUGUAAUUCGUGAUCUCAGUGGAACAGGUUUCGGGAAUGAAAAACAAGGUCGACAUUAUUUCCGCAUAGACGAGAAUAUAUUACUUGGAAGUUGCAACAAAGAUCUUGAUGGAGCCAAUUUGGAUUUGGUGUAUGCGCCAGAGAGCGGGAACAUGCUUGGUGGAACCGUGGUUAAUAUCACGGGACCUUGUUUCAAACCAACGGACCAAAUUAUAUGCAAAUUCGACACAGAACCUGAAGUAUAUGGUGUUUAUGUUAGUAGCAAUAGGGCGAUUUGCAUCCAGCCGCCUCUCAAGGUGGAAGGUUAUAUCAAAUUUGAAAUAGCUAUAGGACCUGGAACUUAUAAAUACAAAGGAAGAUACUACGUCGAAACUCCUGCAACAGCGACCCAGAAAAUAUUCUUUGAUGAUAUGUCCUAUAACGAAAAAUCGCCGGCGUCAAUUGGAAUGACUUGGGAGAAGCAGAAUUUAACCAUGAAUGAAAAUGCGGCCCUUCGCAUAUCACUUUGGGGUUACAGAGAAACCCAAAAUCGUCCCGAGUUUUUGUACAUUACGGAUUUGGCCUCCAACGUCCAGAACACCGGAGCUUAUAAAAUUAUACCAUCACAAUACAGAAACCGCAACAACGACUUCUUAAUCGACAUGCAGUUUGGUUUUAUUCAGAUUAAUCUGACUGAAUCCAUUCCCGUGGAAAAUAAAUAUGGACAAACAGAAGUAAAAAUUACCCCUCUGGUUUGGAGUAGACCUAUUCCUCUGGCAUGGUACUUCGGAGCUCAGUGGGAAAGGAAGUGGGGUACCAACUGGGCCAAACAGCUUUGUGAUGUUUGGCUGACUGAUGACAGGUACCUCAAGAAUUUCGCCAGUGAACUGCCACAGUGCCCUUGUACUCUAGAACAGGCUUUAGCUGACAGAGGAAGAUUCAUGCCUGAUUUUGACUGUGACAAAGAUGCCAACCCUAAGUGCUACUUCCAUCGACAAGCGGUUCAUUGUGUUAAAACAGGAUCACCAAGUCUUCAAGGUGCCGAACAACAAUGUUGUUACGACAAAAACCACUACCUGAUGUUGUCGUACGAUCAACGCUGGGGCUCUUAUCCGCGUCGUUGCCACAAUCUAGGUUACAUGCCGUGGUACGAAAACACAAAAGUACCUACUCUUUCUCAGUGGUACAACGACAUGAUACCACGCUUUGUCUGCUGUUUGUGGCAAGAGGAAACGGCAAUAGGGUGCGAAACCCUCAGAUUUGAAAGACGUCCCACUCAAGACUGUGUGGCAUACCAAGCUCCCGGAGUGGCUGGUGUUUACGGUGAUCCACAUAUGAUAACUUUUGAUGAUCUUGAGUACACUUUUAACGGAAAAGGGGAAUUCGUACUGGUGCGUUCCGAAAGUAUUCGAAACAGACUGGAAGUGCAAGGAAGGUUUGAACAAAUGCCAAUGAAUGCCUAUGGUGAAGUUAGAGCCACGCAGUUGACAUCUGUGGUUGCUAGAGGAAAUUCGUCAACUAUUAUUGAAGUAAGACAAAGACCAAAAGAAGCUCGAUGGAGGUACCACCUUGACGUGUUGGCAAACGGAGAGAGAGUUUACUUUGACCGACCUUCACUCAAGUUCCAACAUUUCCCUGGUGUCACUGUAUACACACCCACUUAUAUUUUCAAUCAGUCGGAAGUUCUCGUUAUGUUUGACUCUGGUGCCGGUGUUGAAGUCGUUGAAAAUGACGGAUACAUGACAGCGCGAGUUUAUUUGCCUUGGACCUUUAUUAAUCAAACUCGAGGUCUCUUCGGAAAUUGGAGCUUCGACGUACUGGACGAUUUUACGUUGCCUGAUGGAACCAGAACUGGAGUUUCAACGAACUUAAAUGACAUGGAACGCGUUUACAACGAUUUUGGCAUGCGCUGGAUUCUGGAUGAUGUUGAAGAUCCACAGAAAGGUGCCGCUCUUUUCACGAGAGAAAAUGGGCAAAGCGCAUCUACAUUUAAUAACAAGACAUUUAAACCAGAAUUCAGUAUGGUGCUCGAAACGCUUAUUCCAGAAAAUCGUUCUGAAUAUAGAAACAAAGCGUACGACCUUUGCACUGCGUCAAACUACGACUGUCUAUACGACUACGCUAUGACUUACAACAGAGAUGUGGCACACUUUUCUGCAAACUACAAAGCAUCGAUUAAAUCUCUGAAAGCCACUAAUAGAGAAAAUAUAGUUUCUUGUGGUGUUUUGGAAACUCCUAGAUUUGGACGCAAAGAUACCUUCUUGUUUGUACCGGGAACAAAAGUUACGUUUGAAUGUACGCAAGACUUUAUUUUGGUUGGUGAUCCAAGAAGAGAAUGCUUGGCUAAUGGAGAGUGGGAUAUACCGGAGUAUGGAUACACAGAGUGUCUUCGGCAACAAGAAUAUUCGUCGAGAAUGGCAGCUAUUACGAGUGGCAUAAUACUUGCGGUCCUUAUACCAAUAAUACUAGUAAUCGCUUACGUUGUUUUCAUUGUGUGUAAACGAUAUUCGAACGAUAGAAAUUCGUGGCAGUACAAUGCUGCACCGGCUGAACCGACCACGCGUACCAAGUUGACCGAAGCUAGACCUCUUAGUCCUCCGAUGUCGGAUGAUGAGUAUUCGCUUCGUAGUCCAGCCCCUAGCGAUAGGUCUAGCACUAGUAGCAUGGGUAAAAAAAGGAGAAGUUAUGAUAAAGUUUACCGAACGCACGAACCCUUAGAAGGUUUACCUGAAACAGAUUUUGAAGAUAAACCUUGGGACGUGGAAUAUGACCCCGAUAACAAACCUCCACCGAGUCCCACAACUUCUGCUGUGUAUACAGAACCUUUUAGUAGCAAACCUGACUUAGUUAAGUUUCAGUCGAAUCCGAAUUUGAGCGGUCCCCACCGGUUCACUUAUAAUUCCGAUGAUUACACGCUGCCUAUUAAAAAGAAUCGUAUAAGUAGUCAGAGCAGCAUAAUUACUGAUGUGUAGUUUCCUAGCAUGUGGAAUAUGCUGUAUUUUAUUAAUAUUAUUAUUAUUGUUACAGUUUUUUAAUAAACGUUAUUUAAUUUA
Molecule: messenger RNA, 4388 nt
Organism: Zophobas morio
Lineage: Eukaryota; Metazoa; Arthropoda; Insecta; Coleoptera; Tenebrionidae
Gene: mesh
Product: protein mesh
Exons: 10
Coding region: 234-4307 (1357 amino acids)
Biological process (GO): cell-matrix adhesion
Source: RefSeq, a predicted model, not a curated record